GACCUGCCAUUCGAGGGGGCGGGGCCGUGAGCAGAGCUGGACAGAGCUGAAGCGAAGCACUCAACCCUCUGCAGCCCUGGUACCUACCCACUCCCGCCGCCCGCCUGGCAAUCGCUCGCUCCUCUACAUCAUGCUGUGGCGGGGUAGCCAGGCGCUACGGCACUUCUCCACCAGCCGGGUUUAUUUCAAAAACAAGCUGAAGUUGGCACUUAUUGGCCAGAGCCUGUUCGGACAGGAAGUCUAUAGCCAGCUCCUGAAAGAGGGCCACCGAGUAGUGGGAGUGUUCACAGUGCCAGACAAGGAUGGAAAGGCCGAUCCACUGGCUUUGGCUGCAGAGAAAGAUGGGACUCCCGUGUUCAAGUUCCCUCGAUGGAGACUCAAGGGUAAAACCAUCAAGGAGGUAGCAGAAGCUUACCAGUCGGUGGGAGCCGAGCUCAACGUGCUCCCCUUCUGCACACAGUUCAUCCCCAUGGAUGUCAUUGACAGCCCAAAGCAUGGCUCCAUCAUCUACCACCCCUCACUCCUACCCAGGCACAGAGGAGCUUCUGCCAUCAACUGAUGAUGGUUUGGAUACAGGACCCAUCCUUCUUCAGAGAUCGUGUGACGUCAAGCCCAAUGACACAGUGGACUCGCUUUAUAACCGGUUCCUUUUUCCUGAGGGGAUCAAGGCCAUGGUAGAAGCCGUCCAACUCAUAGCUGAUGGAAAAGCGCCUCGCACUCCCCAGCCAGAAGAGGGGGCAACAUAUGAAGGCAUCCAGAAGAAGGAGAACGCUGAGGUUUCUUGGGACCAGCCUGCUGAAGGUUUGCAUAACUGGAUUCGAGGUCAUGACAAGGUCCCUGGAGCCUGGGCAGAGAUCAAUGGACAGAUGGUGACUUUCUACGGCUCAUCACUGUUGACUAGUUCUGUGCCUUCUGGAGAACCACUGGACAUUAGAGGUGCCAAGAAGCCCGGUCUUGUCACCAAAAAUGGCCUUGUCCUUUUUGGGAAUGAUGGAAAAGCACUGAUGGUGAGAAACCUGCAGUUUGAGGACGGAAAGAUGAUUCCAGCCUCCCAGUACUUUUCUGCGGGUGAGACAUCAGUGGUAGAACUUACGGCCGAGGAGCUGAAGGUGGCAGAGACCAUUAAGGUCAUCUGGGCUCGAAUUUUAAGCAACACCCCUGUGAUUGAGGACUCCACGGACUUCUUUAAAUCUGGAGCGAGCUCAAUGGAUGUUGUGAGGCUGGUGGAAGAGAUCAGACAGAGUUGCGGAGGGCUUCAGCUGCAGAAUGAAGACGUCUACAUGGCCACCAAGUUUGGAGAUUUCAUCCAAAAGGUUGUGCGGAGACUGAGAGGAGAGGACGAAGAGGCAGAGAUGGUGGUGGAUUACGUUUCCAAGGAGGUGAACGGGAUGACAGUGAAAAUCCCCUACCAGUGUUUCAUAAAUGGACAGUUUGUGGAUGCCGAGGAUGGAGAGACUUACGCCACUGUCAACCCCACAGAUGGAACUACAAUAUGCAGAGUGUCCUACGCUUCUUUAGCGGAUGUUGACAGAGCAGUAGCCGCAGCCAAGGACGCCUUUGAGAACGGCGAAUGGGGGAGGAUGAACGCCAGAGACAGAGGAAGACUCAUGUACAGACUCGCUGACCUAAUGGAAGAAAACCAAGAAGAGCUGGCCACCAUAGAAGCGCUGGAUUCCGGGGCUGUCUACACCCUGGCUCUGAAGACUCACAUUGGAAUGUCUGUGCAGACGUUCAGAUACUUCGCAGGCUGGUGUGACAAAAUUCAGGGUUCUACAAUUCCAAUCAACCAGGCCCGGCCGAAUUACAACCUGACCUUCACCAAGAAGGAGCCACUUGGUGCCUGUGCCAUUAUCAUUCCUUGGAACUACCCACUGAUGAUGCUGGCCUGGAAGAGCGCAGCGUGCCUGGCGGCAGGCAACACCCUGGUGCUCAAGCCUGCACAGGUCACACCCUUGACGGCUCUGAAGUUUGCAGAGCUGACCGUGAAAGCUGGCUUUCCCAAGGGGGUGAUUAACAUCAUUCCAGGCUCAGGGGGUGUCGCAGGACAGAGGCUCUCUCAGCACCCUGACAUCCGCAAGCUUGGCUUCACUGGAUCCACCUCAGUGGGCAAACAGAUCAUGAAAAGCUGUGCUGUGAGCAACCUGAAGAAAGUUUCCCUUGAGCUUGGUGGCAAAUCCCCACUGAUAAUAUUCAGUGAUUGUGACCUUGAAAAGGCUGUACGGAUGGGCAUGGGCGCAGUGUUUUUCAAUAAAGGAGAGAACUGCAUUGCAGCUGGGCGGCUGUUUGUGGAAGAGGCCAUCCACGACGAAUUCGUAACCAGAGUGGUGGAAGAGAUUAAAAAGAUGAAAAUUGGAGAUCCCCUGGACAGAUCUACGGACCAUGGGCCCCAGAACCACAGAGCGCACUUGGAAAAGCUGCUGCAGUACUGUGAGACUGGGGUGCAGGAGGGGGCCACACUGGUGUAUGGAGGAAGACAGGUGCAGAGGCCAGGCUUCUUCAUGGAACCCACUGUGUUCACAGGCGUGGAAGAUCACAUGUACCUUGCCAAGGAGGAAUCCUUUGGGCCUAUCAUGGUCAUUUCUAAAUUCCAAAAUGGGGACAUCGAUGGGGUGUUGCAGAGAGCAAAUAACACUGAAUAUGGCUUGGCCUCAGGGGUCUUCACAAGAGACAUCAACAAAGCCAUGUAUGUGAGUGACAAGCUAGAGGCGGGAACGGUUUUCAUUAACACCUACAACAAGACAGACGUGGCAGCCCCAUUUGGUGGAAUGAAGCAAUCUGGCUUUGGAAAAGACUUAGGUGAGGAGGCCCUGAAUGAAUACCUGAAAAUCAAAACAGUGACACUCGAGUAUUAGAGAAACCUUUGAUAGACAGCCCACUUCAAUGCUUCAGGAGCUGAAGACCCUGACGGAGAUGAGGAAGGAGGGGCCGUCUGGAAGCCACAAAGUAGAUACUAGAACCAAGAAGAGGGUUAGACCACUUGUAUGAGCAUUUACCUGACUGAGGGCCUCAAGAAAUUCCAGUACACUUUUUAUCACCAAAUGGCUUAACCUCUUUUUAACAACAUUGGGUGCUGUAUGUUUUUCUAAAGUAUCAAAGCUCCCUCCCAGGAAUGUCUAUGCUCUUCUAGGUCACCCGUCCUGAACAUGCUGACCUCACUCACAGGCGCACUUAAGAGUUCUGGGUCUCAAUCCCUAAGACGUAUAUACUGAACACUGACAACCCUUUCUUAGCUGUGCAUUCAAACACCAGUUUAUCCUGCAGAGAAUGUGACACCUGUCUUCUUCCUUUCUCCUAUGAGAAGGAAGAUUGGUCUUUGUGCCUUUGACUAUUUUGUAACCCACUGUGACAGACAGGCAGCUUCUGAGCCUUUCUUCCACAUUUACAUACUUGGGACAAAGUACUGUAAAGUUCGGAGGAGACCCUCUUAUUGGCGUCAUCUUUGAUCCUGUACUUUAAAUCCUAGUAAAGUGCCUGUGAUGGUCAGUCGUGGUCAUAUUAUACCAGCUUACUGUGUGAGUUGGGGGAAAACUACCCAACUUGUCUGAGCUCUGGCCUCCUCCCGUGUUAAACAGGAGUAGCAGUGCCUUCCGCGGAAGCCUCAUUACAAGGACUCUGUGCUUCAUAAUUCAUGUGAAUAUUCCAUUAAAUGUGAAUGUUCCUUCCCACCACUACUCUAGAAGCACGGCCCUAAAUUGAUGAGAUUCGUGAGCAGCUCCUUAGUCAAGGAAGCUAACUGAUGGAUGAAAUGAACUUCCUAUACUUCUCAAUAAUCAAGGCUCAGAUUACUCUUCCCUGCCCAUUCUUCUUACACAGUGCAUAACACAGCAGGAUGCUGCCAACUGCCGUGCAGUGAAAAACGGGCUAGGCACAGUGGUUCAUGCCUGCAACCCCAGACUCAGGCCAGGGCAGGGCAGGGUCCUUAUUGCUGACCUGAGGUCAACCAGGCUAUGCAGAAAGUGUGAUGCCAGCCUGGGUCACACUAAGAGACCUUCUAUCAAAACCAGAAAAACAAAACCAACAUUUAAAAUAUGUCAGUGGCACCAGGAAAAGGGUCACCUUGUCCUUGGAUGCUUACUUUGCUGUCUCCAGGACAUGUUGCUUCUCACGACUGUAUCUGCUGGCUCUGCUGCUCACUGGCUGUGUGUGGUCAGGGGAGUCAGUGACCUCCUGUCUCCAAAGUCUCCAUUUGUUACAUGGAAGAUGAUGGUAAGCUCUGUGACUUACUUGGUGUAGUGGUUAGAAUGCGCUCCCAGGGAGCUGCAUCGUGCCUCUUCAGGAUGGCCACUGAUCCUGUGCGGUGCUCACAAGGUUUCCCACUGUGACUCAAGUUUGAUUAUCACCACUGACAUGCAACCAGACAAAGGGGAAUUCCUGAGCACAGAACUGAUGUGCAGCAAUCCAUUAAUUUCUUGUGAUGACUAGGGAGAUAGUCCCCAAAAUAAUGAAGUGGCUGGGCUGGAAUGGGGUCUAGAGAGUGUCAGAGGCAGUACUCAUGGCAUAGGACCUAGGCACUCAUGACCCCAAGGUAUGGUGAGUUAAAUGUUAAAGUGUUUAUCCAACAACAUGGAAAUGUACUCUGCCAUAGUACAUGAGUCAAAGUAAUGUGUGGAGGGCCACAGUGAUGCUUUGCUCUUUCUUGUGUGCUCAGUCUCUCUGUGUCUCCCUCCCUCCUUCCCUCUCUCUCAACUCUCAUACCUAAUCAGAGUAUUCAUGACCUCCGAGACAUGCUGCCUUGACACGCACUACAGUCUUUCUGCACUUCUGGCUAGGAAGGCUCAUCACUCACCCCUUCCUAAACUACAAGUGGACAAGAAUGGUGGUAAGUCCACAGGUUAGAAUUUGCUAGAAACACAUUCUGUUUUCUUCAGAACCACGGAUCAGGAAUCAACUGAUACUUAAGCCCAAGAACUUUACUGACACAAAGCUGAGAGGAAAGAGUUUAUUGACGCUAUAUAUUCCAUCCCAAGUAAGGCCAUGUGCCAGGCACUGAGGGCCUCACACAGAGCAGCAGAUACACAGCAAUGUACUGCAAUACACAAGCUGGUUAUAAUCACCAGAGCUCGAUACAACUAAACACACAAAUAGAAACAUGAAAACUUUGCAUAUAAGAUAUUUAAACCCUGUUUUCUGAUUCACUUUCUAGAGUGCAGAGAAAACUACUCAAAAGACGUUUUAAAAAAAGUGUAACUGCCAUACACAAAUAUGAAGUUUACAAUUUGAUAAGGGUUUGCAUGUUGUGAGCAUCGGAAGCACUAAUUGAACUCAACAGGUUACAUACAUACAUAAGUACAUACAUGAGUACACGCAUACAUUGGCCAAUAAAGGAAAGGCUCAGUGAGAACCAGCCAGUCUCCUCUGAGGAUGACAGGUACACAAAGCCCUGGCGCACACCCACCAAUGCCCCUCCCGUAUCUGCUGGUUGCCUUGAUAUUUGGUAUUUGGCUUCUAUCUCUGUCUCUGCUUCACUGACUUGUGAGAGACCACUGUGUACUUAGGAUAUACACUGUUUCAGGUUCUAAGUGUCUACCCUGGGCUUUCUAGACUUUAAAUUGCCUUCCUUAAGUUUUGCUUUUUUGUUUCUGAUUUCAGGAUUUAUAUGGGGCGGGGGAGUGUUAUUCUCAAUUAUGUUAUUAAACAUGAAAUUCUAGUAUGAUGCCCUUAUGAUUUUUGUCACAAUUAGCCACAAUCUUUAAUAUGUAUGUAAUUUACCCUCAUAUAUGAUUUGAGGCUAAAUCUAACUUUUGUAGAAGUAGCCUGUCCUGACAUCUUGACUCAUUUUACACUGACUUGAGAUAUCAGCUUUAUAGUACGUUUUCAUUCUCCCAGACCCAUGCACAUGCAGCACUAACUGAACAGAACAGGUUACUUACAUACACACAUAUAUAAACACAUACACAACAUGUUUCAAGUUGGGUUGGAUAUAAUCAAGAUAAACUGUAUAGGUAUAUGAAAUUGUCAAUGAAUAAAAAAUAUUCUAAAAAGUUCUUUUCUCCUUUUUCUCCUCACUUCUCACAAGAAUGUCCAAAGGACCAACAAUUAUUUACUGGGUGCCCUUAUCUAUGUUGGAAGCCCUCUUGUUCAAUGAAGCAGCCCCAGCAGGACAGAAUAAUGAAAACUUUACAUACAAGCUCAAGCAUUUAGAAACCCAGACAGGACCAAGAAGAACCUUUGCUGGACACAUGGUAGUCAAAGAUGUCAAAAUACAAAGUGAAAAAAUCCUUCCUUCCUUCCUUGUUGGGACCCACAGUCUGUGCUUUUAUCUUAGUGUAUGGAAUGGUGGAUGUGUUUUUUUGCCCAGGGUGAAGAAAAAGGACCUGGUGUUGGGGUGAAGGGAGCUACAACCAAGUGACCAGAACAGGCCUUUAUAGCACCAUUUGACCUGCUAAGGUAUUUUUUCUCUACUCUUCCAACUAAAGUUCUUCAUGAAUUAUUUCUUUAUUAACUGGCUGCUACCAUCUAAUGUGUUGUGGGCAUACAGAAUAACCUUGGCAAAUCUAAUUGUCAGAAAAGCAAAGAAUGGUAGACCAUAAGUGCAUGAAGUUAAGUGACUUGACAACCAGCAAGGCUACCCUGUUAUACCUAGAAAAGUUGAAUGCCCUGCUAUACCCAGCUACUAUACCCAGCCAAAUUGAAAAGUUAGCGAAAGGAGUAGGAGAGGCCCUGGCAGCCAUCAAAUCAUUUAGGAAGGAGUAAAAAUGACUCAAAAAUAUCUUCAUACACAUGACUGAGUAGGAACAGAUUAUGUCUGAGUGGUUCAAGAACCACCUUCUGCUGGGCAGUGGUGGUGCAUGCCUUAAUCCCAGCACUCGGGAGGCAGAGGCAGGGAGAUUUCUGAGUUCUAGGCCAACCUGGUCUACAGAGUUAGGGUUAGUGAGUUCCAGGACAGCCAGGGCUACACAGAGAAACCCUGUCUCAAAAAACCAAACCAAACCAAACCAAACCAAACCAAACCAAACCAAACCAAACCAAACCAAACCAAACCAAAAAACCAAACCAAACCAAACCAAACCAAACCAAACCAAAACAAAAAACCCUUCAAAAAAGAACCAACCAAACAAAAAACCCCUUCAACCUCAGGUGUCUGUAGAGGGCACAGAUCAGAUCACAGCAUCAGCUCCCAGUGCAAAAUUGUCCCUACUGAAAUUUCCUAUUCCUGUAUGACUCUGCACAUCCUACAUUAAAAAAUAAAAAGGCAAGAACACAAAUAAGUGACUUGCUGAUACAUAUCAAUAAUUUGGAAUAACAAGAACAAACCAAACUAAAACCAUAUUGCCUUGUUGAUGUCAAGAAAUAGUAAAAAUAAGAACUGGGAAGUUAAUGACACAGAAACGAAAUUCUAUGAAGACUCAAUGAUUCUAAAAUCUGGUUAACAACAGAACCUUGAUACAACAACAAUGAGGUGACCUAAAUAUAAAGAGAUUAUGGAUGCAACACCUGUCAAUUAAAGCUGAUUGGUCUGCAGCUGAGGCAAGAAAUAAAAGGUGGACACCCACUAUGCAGUAAGGAUUCUGGGAGAGAGCCUGGUGGGAGAGUUGUCCUGCAGAAGAUGAGUAUCGUCUCAUGAAGCUAAGGACCAGGUAACCAGCCACAUGACAGAACUUAGAUUAGAAUAAAUGGGUUAUCAACUUAUAAGCUACCAGGGAACCAGCCAAGGCUAAUUGGUCAAGAAUUUAUAAAUAUAUAUUUUGAAUUUCAGAGUUAUUUUUGGAACUUAGGGUGAGGAGGAAAUCUUGGACUUUAUGCCCAAAUCAGCAAAUUCAAGUAAACAGGUAAAACUUAUACUAAACAUGAUUUCAGAAUAUUCUAAGUGAAUGCUUUAAAAAUCUACACUGUCAGGUUACAGGUUAGAAAACCUAAAAGAAAUCCAGGUGUUUGUUCAUGCAAAUUCCCAAACUCAGACGAAGAGAUCAACAACUUAAACGAGGUGGGAACAGUGAUUAAAAACUCUUAUGACUCAAGAUCCCAGGCCCAGAUGAACAUGCCUAUCUUCUUAAAAGCUGAGGCCAAAUCUAAAUGCUGUAUUUCCCAGCUACAAAACACUCUCUCUUUCUGGAAGAGUAUUUCUCCAGCCAGCCACCUUACCCAAAGCAGGAGGCCAGAUACUGUUAUCAAAUUCACAUGUUUGAAAAGAUGACUAUGACUUUAAGGACUUCUCUCAGAGUUUGAUGUGACAAAUAACUGAUUACAGUUAUGUUAUCUUUCUAUAGGGUACACGGUCCAGCUAUCUGUACACUUCAUUUUGUGAUGGUUAACAUUAUGUUUAAAGUCUUGAAAUUACUUAAUAAGAGCAAAACUUGUCCUCCACUGGUAAGCCUCUAGAGGUUGUGGAAAUGUACUGUCAGCUAAGUUACCCGAGAUGGACGCCUUCCCGGAACACUUGGGCUAUUCUUUAAAGAACCUAGAGUCUUGGAAAAUUUUACAUGCCUCUGCUGUUCUGAAAGUAUAACAUAAAAAAAAAAAAAUUCUAGGCCUUUAGGCCCAGGCUUGGGAAUGUGACCUCUGUGACUCAAUGCACCAAGGUAUGCUAAUCAUAAAACAGAUAGUGACAUUCCUCCACCCACCCCCUUCCUGGGUUCUAGGAGUGUUCAUUCAAAGAAAGUCACCCUGACUGUUGCUAGAACCUGCUAUGCAAAUGUGCUAUUGUUAGGGGCUCUUAGAAACUGUCUUGAGAGAUAACCUGCACAAUUACCAGGUAUUCCUUGUGACUCUUGUGACUUUGCACUUACUUGGGACUCUUAACUGGUAUCUUUGGUAUUUUCCAACAACGCCCUCCCCACUUCCUUGAGUUGUGGUUUCUUCCUUUAAAUACCCCCUUACCCAGCUACUGGGGUGCCACCGUCCUCUAACCCUGCGUGGUGUAUGACCGUGGGCCCGAGAGCGCUCUUGAAUAAAAAUCCUCUUGCAGUUUG
Mus musculus (house mouse) is the source of this 8909-nucleotide messenger RNA. It is a transcript of the gene Aldh1l2, whose product is annotated as aldehyde dehydrogenase 1 family, member L2. Gene Ontology annotation, molecular function: oxidoreductase activity; formyltetrahydrofolate dehydrogenase activity; catalytic activity. The record is from RefSeq and is a predicted model, not a curated record. The coding region runs from base 474 to 2852 and encodes 792 amino acids. Gene Ontology annotation, cellular component: mitochondrion; cytoplasm. The transcript has 23 exons. Gene Ontology annotation, biological process: NADPH regeneration; one-carbon metabolic process; 10-formyltetrahydrofolate catabolic process. Lineage: Eukaryota; Metazoa; Chordata; Mammalia; Rodentia; Muridae.